This is a messenger RNA of Microthlaspi erraticum, 1620 nucleotides long. The record is from the annotation of a GenBank genome assembly. Lineage: Eukaryota; Viridiplantae; Streptophyta; Magnoliopsida; Brassicales; Brassicaceae.
AUGGGCCAUGGGCAUGGCCAAGUCACAGUAAUCUCCUCCUUCAUCUCAUAUUCCUCAAAUUGUGCUCGAAACCCUAACUCGGUCGACAAGUUUGUGAGUCUUUUGCUCAAAGUAACAAAGCUCUGGGGGAGAUAUGGAGGACCAACUUCCGACGAGUUUCACUUUGAGAUAGAUAACUUCUCCGAGAAGGAAGGGGUGAUAUCAUCACCAAGCUUUUUAAGCUGCGGCUGCCAAUGGUUUGUUAAUGUUCAUCCCAAAGGAGAUAUUGUUGAAGAUCACUUGUCUCUCUACCUCAAUGUUGCGAAUCCCGAAUCACUGCGACUUGGAUGGAAAAGGCGAGCUAGUUAUUCCUUCUUUCUUUUGAAUCAAGCAGGCAAAGAGCUCUACAGAGUUCCUGAAUGGUGCGAGUUGUUCUGCGCUCAGUUCUCAGGAUGGGGUUGGGCAAAUGCCGUGCCUCUUAAAAAGCUUCAAGAAAAAGGGUUUCUAGAGAAGAACAAACUGAUAGUUAAAGUGGAAGUUAAAGUAGUUGAAGUUGUUGAUCAAGGAGUUGUCACUGGGAAUGAGAUGUUCGAUUUCAAGGGUUUCCAAGUUCUUUAUUCUCAGGUUUUAUCAGUGACUACGCUUUUCGUGAAGCACCCGGACAUUGCAGUAAAUGUCAAACAAAGGAACCAACGUGUGAAGACACUAUAUAUGAAUAUACUCCUUGAUCUUAUCGAGACACUGAACAAGCCUCCACAUAGCAUCUCCGAGACUGAGCUAAGCAACGCUGGCAGCGAGUUGAUCGAUCUAACACAAGCAGGAUUCAAGCUAGACUGGUUGAAGACAAAGCUUGAUGAGGUUUCCUUGGAGAGGAAGAAAGAAAAUGUUGGAGUCCAAGAACUCGAGGAACACAUCAAGAAUCUCAAAUUUGAACUGAACGAGGAGAAGGUAAAGUCUGCUACUUCUGCUGCUAAAGUUCUGUCGUUGGAGCAGGCUUUGUGGGAUCUCAAAGAUGAGGUAUCGGAUAAAAUGUCGUAUCUUAAAGAUGAGGUGUCGUACCAUAGAGAUGAGGUGUCGUAUCUCCAAAAUGAGGUGUCGUAUCAUAAAGAUGAGGUGUCGUAUCUUAAAAAGGUGGUGUCGUAUCUUAAAGAAGAGGUGUCAGAUCUCAAAGUUGUGGUGUCUGAUCUUAUAGAUUCUGAGUCAGAAGACUCAGAACUUGAAGAUGAGGUGUUGGAUCUCAAAGAUGAGCUGAACAAGAAUGAGGCAAAAUAUGAUACUUGUGGUGCUAACGGUUUUUCGUUGGACCAAACGGUGACGGAUCUCAAAGAUGAGCUGAAAAAGAAUGAGGCGAGAUCUGAUACUUGUGGUGCUAACGGUUUUUCGUUGGAGCAAACGGUGACGGAUCUCAAAGAUGAGCUGAACAAGAAUGAGGCGAGAUCUGAUACUUGUGCUGCUAAUGGUUUUUCGCUGAAGCAGGCGUUUUCGGAUCUCAUAGCUGAGCUGUACAAGAACGAGGCCAGAUCUGCCACUUGUGCGCAUGGAUUUUCGUUGGAGCAGGUGUUGACUGAUCUGAACAAGGAGAAUGGUGUUGUUGGCUCUUGGGAAGUAUUGGAAUACGCGGGUCUCCAUAAUGAAAAGUAG